Molecule: messenger RNA, 613 nt
Organism: Anolis sagrei ordinatus
Lineage: Eukaryota; Metazoa; Chordata; Lepidosauria; Squamata; Anolidae
Source: RefSeq, a predicted model, not a curated record
UGUUUUUUGAUACCUGUAAACAAGGUACAUGACAUGCCCUGGCAGUAAGUCUAUAAGUGUCCUUGGAAAACAUCUUGUCCUCAGAGGAGAGAAAGAAGUUGUCACUAGAAAAGCUGAACAGAGAAGGAAAGGAAGACGUGUGCUGAUGGGGCUGGACUCAUCCUCCUAUCUCUCCCUUUUGGGUCUAUGGGUUGUCUUCCUUUUUCAACCAGCCUCAGCCGCACCUCCCAGCUGCCCCAGUGGUUGGCUGGCUCACAAGAAAAGCUGUUUUGGCUUCUUCACCAUCCCAAUGUCUUGGGAGGAGGCAGAGGCGGAAUGCCAGAAGUUUGGACCAAGUGGGCAUCUGGCUUCAAUUCAUGAUCAGGAAGAGACAAAACUCGUCGGAUCAUAUAUUUUCAAGAAUUAUAGGUUUGGUAAUAAUAUCUGGAUAGGAUUGCAAGACGACAGAGCAAGUUACACAACACAUAAGCGACAGUUCGUUUGGAGCGACAAAAGCCCCGUCCGGCACAUGUCCUGGGGACCCGCAGAACCCAACGCUGAUGGGGAGAAGGAGUUCUGUGUGGGCUUGAUGCCAGUUGAUGGUGAGGAACAUUUCCAAAAUCUAGUUCUCUAA